AGCGGCAUGGGGGAGGAGCAGGUGCAGCCUGUGCUCCACGCCCUCGACGUCGCCAAGACGCAAUGGUACCACUUCACCGCCAUCGUCGUCGCCGGCAUGGGCUUCUUCACCGACGCCUAUGAUCUCUUCUGCAUCUCCCUUGUCACCAAGCUGCUCGGCCGCAUCUACUACCGCGUCGACGGCUCGCCCGCCCCCGGCACUCUCCCUCCGCACGUCUCCGCCUCCGUCAACGGCGUCGCCUUCGUCGGCACGCUCUCAGGGCAACUCUUCUUUGGCUGGCUGGGCGACAAGCUCGGCCGUAAGCGCGUCUAUGGCAUCACCCUCAUGCUCAUGGUGCUCUGCUCCGUCGCCUCCGCCCUCUCCUUCUCCCACACCCCCACCUCCGUCAUGGCCACUCUCUGCUUCUUCCGCUUCUGGCUCGGCUUCGGCAUCGGCGGCGACUACCCGCUCUCCGCCACCAUCAUGUCCGAGUACGCCAACAAGAAGACGCGCGGCGCAUUCAUCGCCGCCGUCUUCGCUAUGCAGGGCUUCGGCAUCAUGACCGGCGGCCUCGUCGCCAUCCUCGUCUCCGCCUCCUUCAAGGCCGCCUUCCCGGCGCCGCCCUAUGCCGACGACCCCGUCGCCUCCACGCCGCCGCAGGCCGACUUCGUCUGGAGGAUCAUACUCAUGCUCGGCGCGCUGCCAGCGGCGCUCACCUACUACUGGCGCACCAAGAUGCCCGAGACGGCGCGGUACACGGCGCUGGUCGCCAACAACGCCAAGCAGGCCGCGGCCGACAUGUCCAAGGUGCUGCAGGUGGAGAUGGCGGCGGAGGACAAUGAGGCCCGCAGCAGCAGCAGGGGAGGCUUCGGGCUCUUCUCCGGCGAGUUCGCCCGGCGGCACGGGCUGCACCUCCUGGGCACAUCGGCGACGUGGUUCCUGCUGGACAUCGCCUUCUACAGCCAGAACCUGUUCCAGAAGGACAUAUUCAGCGCCGUGGGGUGGAUCCCCAAGGCGGCGACGAUGAGCGCGCUGGAGGAGCUGUUCCGGAUCGCGCGCGCGCAGACGCUGAUCGCGCUGUGCGGCACGGUGCCGGGAUACUGGUUCACGGUGGCGCUCAUCGACGUGGUGGGGCGGUUCAAGAUCCAGGCGGUGGGGUUCUUCAUGAUGACCGUCUUCAUGCUGGGGCUCGCCGUGCCGUACCAGCACUGGACGGCGCCGGGGAACCACGUCGGCUUCGUGGUGCUGUACGCGCUCACCUUCUUCUUCGCCAACUUCGGGCCCAACUCGACGACGUUCAUCGUGCCGGCGGAGAUCUUCCCGGCGCGGCUGCGGGCGACGUGCCACGGCAUAUCGGCGGCGUCGGGGAAGCUGGGCGCCAUCGUGGGGUCAUUCGGGUUCCUGUACCUGGCGCAGAACCCCGGGUACCCGGCGGGCAUCGGCGUGCGUAACUCGCUCUUCCUGCUCGCCGCCUGCAACCUGCUGGGGCUGCUCUUCACCUUUCUGGUGCCGGAGUCCAAGGGCAAGUCGCUGGAGGAGAUGUCCGGCGAGGGCGAGGAGCCCAAUCGCACGGUGCCGCUUGUGUAGCCAUGGCUAGCUGCACCUGCACUGCAUGCACCGAUCGACAUCCAUCCAUCGAUCCAUUCCUUCCUUCCAAACUGCAUGCUUGCUGCUACCUACAUACAUCCAGCCAGUUUGAGACUAGCUACAUCUAUCUAUCUCUCUCU
Messenger RNA from Oryza brachyantha (malo sina), 1706 nucleotides. Its product is annotated as inorganic phosphate transporter 1-6. NCBI's taxonomy places the organism in Eukaryota, Viridiplantae, Streptophyta, Magnoliopsida, Poales, Poaceae. The coding region runs from base 7 to 1566 and encodes 519 amino acids. The transcript has a single exon. Gene Ontology annotation, cellular component: membrane. Gene Ontology annotation, molecular function: phosphate transmembrane transporter activity. The record is from RefSeq and is a predicted model, not a curated record. Gene Ontology annotation, biological process: phosphate ion transport; transmembrane transport.